GCCAGACAAACCCUGCCAUUUCAUCAGUAAACAUCCUGCGGAUUUGAACGCGCGGUUUGGGCGGCAGGAAGAGGCGCGGCCGCCAUUUUGUUUGUUUGAGUGGCUCUGGCCGCCUCGGAGAGCAGGCAGGAGGGAGGCCAGCGGCGGGGGCGCCCUGACGAGGGACCGACAGACGGUGCCAGCGCUCGGCGGUGAGUGUGCGGGGGGGCUGCGGGCUCGGGGCUGCGGGCCGGGGAGUCAGACUGCGCCGGGCGGGUAAUCCAACCUCCGGGAGAGGACGGGCUAAUAUGGCGGGCCCCACGGAACAGCUGGCGGAGCAGGCCGCACUCCGUCACCGAGCUGGAGUCUGAUCCCCGGCCGGGCUGUGUGCAGGGCAGAGCGGGGGGAGCUCCCGGAGCCGGUAGGUGUGCCGGGCAGAGCUAUCCCGGGAGAAACUACCCCAGCCGGGGCUAUCCCGGGAGGAACUGGCCCAGCCGGGGCUAUCCCGGGAGAAACUGGCCCAGCCGGGGCUAUCCCGGGAGAAACUGGCCCAGCCGGGGCUAUCCCGGGAGAAACUGGCCCAGCCGGGGCUAUCCCGGGAGGAACUACCCCAGCCAGGGCUAUCCCGGGAGAAACUACCCCAGCCAGGGCUAUCCCGGGAGAAACUACCCCAGCCAGGGCUAUCCCGGGAGAAACUGCCCCAGCCGGGGCUAUCCCGGGAGAAACUGGCCCAGCCGGGGCUAUCCCGGGAGAAACUGGCCCAGCCGGGGCUAUCCCGGGAGAAACUGGCCCAGCCGGGGCUAUCCCGGGAGAAACUGGCCCAGCCGGGGCUAUCCCGGGAGAAACUGGCCCAGCCGGGGCUAUCCCGGGAGAAACUGCCCCAGCCGGGGCUAUCCAAACCCCCCCCCCCGAGAAACUACCUCAAUGAUAGGUCUACCCUGGUGAAACUACCCCAUCUCCCUUUUCUCAAUGGUUACCCCUGGCAAUACUAUAUACACUGAGAGGUUUUCUCCUGGUAAAUGGCAUUGUCCUCAGAGGGCAGGUGGUAUGUGACUUUGCCCGGGCAUGUGCUGAAAGUUGAGGAUAGUCCAGUGACCAGCUAGAAUUUGGCUCUAGCAUGAGGCUUCUCUGACACACUGCUGCUUUCCCACUCACAAAAACUGCUAACAAACUAUAACCGCCUUAUAGGUGCAGAUUCAACAUAUAUUACUGGAAUAUUUAGAAUGUUAUACUAUACUUUUCCAUAAGUUCUAUUGUUUUGGACUUUUUAAAACCCGUUUCCUGACAGUUUAAAAUGCUGUAAAUAAAUGUGCAAGUAAAUGCGAAGAUAUUUUUAACCAAAAGAGUAAAUAAAUAACCAGACUAACCAUUAAUGCACCAAUUUUAAAUGAUACUAGACGUACUCCUGUGUUGCUUAAGUUAAGAUUCAUGAUACAUGUUUAUUGAUGUAUCCUAUAGUCUAUUGCUUCUUGUUUUAAAUAGUUUGGUAUGUUGUGGAUUUACCUGUUGGUUUUAUGUCAGCUGCAAUUUUGUGUUUUAGGACUGCUUUGACUUUUAUAAAGUGAAUAUUUAUAUUUUUGUAUGUGUCUUUUAAAUGUAUUUUAUAUAAUUACGCUAGGUUUUCUCAAUGCAAUUGUCCCAAUUAUUCAACCAUGUUGGUUGUAAACAUUUGAUACAAAAUGUACUAUUACAAAUGUGUAUCUUGGUCUUUACUUGAUUUGUUCUGUCCUUUAAUUUUUAAGCCAUCUUUUGUACUGAGUACUUUGUACCAUCCAAACAUCUGUAUAAUUAUUGGCUCAAGUAUGAACAUUUUAUGAAAGCUCUGUCUCUGCUUAAUACACCCACCAAUCCAGUAACUGGAAUUCUAAAUGCAAUUCUCAUUUAGGGCAAUUAUGUUUUUGUGGUGCUGUUUCAGGAUGCUAAACUAUUUUUUAGACUGGCUCACAGUAAGUAGAAAUGUAGUCCAGUCCGUAUUGCCAGAGGUAACUUACACUUGCUGUAAAUGCAAAAUUCUUGCAUAAACCUUAUGUUUAAGUGUUUACAGAUGAAAAUGAAGGAAAGGGGGCAUCAGUUAGGAAAAUGACAAAUUAGUCUUGUUAUAUGUGAGUUUACAGAAGAAGAGAUUCUAUUUCAACUGUCAAAAGUAAAGACAAAUACGUCAAUGGGGGCUGAUGGAACACCCAAAAUUAUUAAAAGAGCUUAGUGGUGUACUAGCAAAACCAUUAAAGGAUCACCAUAGUGUCAGGAAAACAAGGCUGUUUUCCUGACACUAUAUUGCCCUGAGGGUGCCCCCACCCUCAGUGUCCCCCUCCCGUGGCGCUGAAGGGGUUAAAACCCCUUCAGCAGUUUGCCUUAUUCCAGCGCCGGGCUCCCUCAGCGCUGGUGACCUCUCCUCCGCCGUCAGCGGAGCUGAAUGUGCAUGCGUGGCAAAUGCCGCACGCGCAUUCAAAGUGUCCAUAGGAAAUCAUUUUUAAAUGCUUUCCUAUGGAUGCUCUGUGCGAUGGAUGCAUAAUAUGCCUCCAGCGUCACAGAUGCACCUUUAGUGGCUGUCCGGAAGAGCCCCCAAAUGUAAACAUAGCAGUUUCUCUGAAACUGCUAUGUUUGCAUCUGUAGGGUUAAAACCUGAGGGACCUGGCACCCAGACCACUUCAUUGAGCUGAAGUGGUCUUGGUGACUAUAGUGUCCUUUUAACAGAUUUAUUUAACCAAUCAUUGUUAACAGGAGUAGCCCCAGGAGAUUGGAAGUUAGUGAAUGUUGUGCCCAUUCACAAGAAAGGUAGUAGGGAGGAGUCGAAAGUAAUGGAAACCAGACUAUCAUUUAUAUAGCGCCAACAGAUUCCGUAGCGCUAUACAAUAUUAUAAGAGGGGGGAUUUAACUAUAAAUAGGACUAUUACAAGAAAACUUACAGGAACGAUGGGUUGAAGAGGACCCUGCUCAAACGAGCUUGCAGUCUAUAAAAAGGAUUGUUGAACAUCUAAAAUCACAUGGAUUUCAAGAUCAGAGACAACAUGGGUUUACUUCAGGGAGAUCAUGCCAAACUAAUCUUAUUGAUUUUUUUUUUAUUGGGUAGCUAAAAAUUAUAGAUCAGGGAGGUGCAGUAGACACCUAGAUUUCAGUAAGGGUUUUGACACCCUUGCACAUAGAAGGCUUAUCAGUAAACUGCAAACUUUAAUUUUGGAUUCCAAUAUUGUUAAAUGGGUAAGGCAGUGGCUGAGUGACAGGCAACAUAUGGUUGUAGUCAAUGGAGUAUAUUUGAAGCAUGGUCUUGUCACCAGUGGGGUACCUCAGGGAUCUGUACUUGGACCCAUUCUCUUUAAUAUUUUUAUUAGUGAUAUUUCAGAAGGUCUUGAUGGUAUGGUAUGUCUUUUUGCUUAUUAUACUGAGAUAUGUAAUCGCGUUGAUGUUCCAGGAGAAAUAAGCCAAAUGGCAAAUGAUUUAGGUAAACUAGAAAAAUGGUCAGAGUUGUGGCAGCUGACACUUAAUGUGGAUAAGUGCAAGAUAAUGCAUUUUGGACGUAUAAACCCAAGGGCAGAGUAUAGAAUAUUUGAUACAGUCCUAACCUCAACAUCUGAGGAAAGGGAUUAUGGGGUGAUUAUUUCUGAUGACUUAAAGGUAGGCAGACAGUGUAAUAGAGCAGCAGGAAAUGCUAGCAGGAUGCUUGGUUGUAUAGGGAGAGGUAUUUGCAGUAGAAAGAGGGAAGUGCUCAUGCCAUUGUACAGAACACUGGUGAGACCUCACUUGGAGUAUUGUAUGCAGUACUGGAGACCGUAUCUCCAGAAGGAUAUUGAUACUUUAGAGCAGGGUUAGUCAACCUUUUAAUACCUACCGCCACUCUUGUAUCUUUGUUGAUGGUAAAAUGUCCUUACCGCCCACCAGUGCCGCAGUAACAAAUUUUAGAAAGGAGGGUUUUAAAAAAGAAGAAAAAAAAUUUUUUUUUUACUUAAAUGUAUCUUUUUUUUCCUUUUCUUUCUAUGUGUGUCUGUGAGGUGCUGCAUGUGUGUUUUGUGUGUGUGUGUGGGGGGGGGGCAGUGUGUGACUGGGGUGCAGUGUGAGUGAGGGGGCUAUCUUAAUGUCUCCCCCUCCCUUCUUCUUACCUUUUGCCAGGGUAUAUAUAAUGCUGCAAGCCCUGGUGGUCCAGUGGUGGCAUGUUCGCUUUAGCCUGCAGCUACUCUGGCUGCAGGCUGACUCUCCUGUGAGCACAGCACUGUAUCGGUGUGUUGCCAUGGUAACGUGCGACAAUGCUUUGACCAGUCUGCUCGCUGGAGGAACACAGAGCCUUUCCCUCCCUCUGCUGGAACCAAGUGCCAGCGGGCCGAUUAGGGAGUUCUUUGAUCUCCUCACCAGCCCGAGAGGGCUUACAGCAAGGAUGGCUCUGCAUGAGCCGGCAGGGGAGAUUAAAGGAUUUCCCGUCAGCCCUGGCCCACGUUUUCUACAGAACCCACCACCGCCCACCUGAAAUCCCAAACCGCCCACUAGGGGUGGUAGGGACCAGGUUGAAUACCCCUGCUUUAGUAAGAGUUCAGACAAGGGCUACUAAACUGGUUCAUAGAUUGCAGGAUAAAACUUACAAGGAAAGGUUAAAGGAACUUAACAUGUAUAGCUUGGAGGAAAGACGAGACAGGGGGGAUAUGAUAGAAACAUUUAAAUACAUAAAGGGAAUCAACACCAUAAAGGAGGAGACUAUAUUUAAAAUAAACUACCACAACAAGAGGACAGUCUUAAAUUAGAGAGGCGAAGGUUUAAAAAUAUCUGGAAGUAUUAAUUUUACUGUGAGGGUAGUGGAUGCAUGGAAUAGCCUUCCAAAUGAAGUGGUAGAGGUUAACACAGUAAAGGAGUUCAAGCAUGGGUGGGAUAGACAUAAGGCUAUCCUAGCUAUAAGAUGGGGCCAGGGACCUAAUGAAAGUAUUUAGAAAAUCGGGCAGACUAGAUGGGCUGAAUGGUUCUUAUCUGCCGUCACAUUCUAUAAAGGUUUUUUUUUUUUUUUUUGACUGCAAUAUAAACUUUUCAACUCUCAAUUAGUGUGCAUGUAUGAAUGGCAAUAAUUUUACUUUUGAAGAAAUGAAUGCUUGCACAUUAUAUGCGCUUGAUGUAUUCAAAUGUCUUUAUUUUUCUGUUUAUAUGGCUACACGGGUACCACCAUUAAACUGUAAAAUAUCAGUAAUGUCCUUAUGAAAUGCUAAAACACAUUUUUACAUUUUGAAAUAUACAAAAGCUAGUUCUUUCUCUUGAAAGUAAACAAUUCAGUGCUAGUAUAGGCACCAAAAUGUUAGCUUUGAGGCAAUUUUGAUUUAUGCAUUAUGCUCCUGCAGUCUCACUGCUCAAUUCUCUGCCAUUUAGGAGUUAAACUGUCAUGACCACUUCAGUAAUUUGAAGUGGAAAUAAUGGAAACAGUAUGUAUGUGCAGUGCUUCUGCUUGAAACACUGCACAUACUGGGAGAUUGUGCUGGAGGCUGCACCUACAGCACACCUGACAUUGACAGCACAGAACUUGAUGUCAAUUCUAUGCAACGUUUAAGUCUGUCGUCACAGUGCACUUGCAACAGAUGUUAAUUUUUUUUAUAGAAACCUCCCCAGAGCAUCUGUAUGUGCUCUAACCUGGCGAAAAGAUCCAACUACAGUCUUCUCUGUGGAAAGCCUGUCAUUGGACCUUGUGAGGCCACUGUGACAUAGGAGGCGUCGUGAAAAAGCUGGGAGCUACGCUCGACACUUGGUCCGAGGUGAAUGCUUAUUUUGCAGCUUUUACUGAAAAUCUGGUGGAAGGACACCUUUUCUAUAUUAAAAUGGAAAAGCUGCCUUAACCCUGUAAUCCAUGCAGCUUUAGCUACACCUCUCCUGCCUGUGACACUCAUUUUUUAUGGAUGUUAACUUACUUUAGAUGUUUUUAAUCUACUCUUUUGUAAAUUGCGCUUUAGUCACACACAGGAGGGUCAUAUCUACAUAGGCUACUAAAAGUGCCGGAGAUUCACAUUUCUAAAUUAAACAGACUGUGCUAUAAAGGGAGUUAUACAAUAUCUAUCUUUACAGGAACUGUUUAGGAAGGGUGUGCAAGUCACAUGCAGGGAGGUGUGGCUAGGCUGCAUAAACAAGGUGAUUUACUCCUAAAUGGUAGGGAAUUCUGCAGGUGCAUGAUUUAUUCACUAUACAUGCUUCACUAAGCUAAAAUUGUUUUAAUAUCUAUAGUAGCCCUUGAAAUUGCUUGAAUGAGGACUUAAAGGGAUCCUAUACAAACUCGCUUUCCUGGCACCAUAGGCUCUUGGAGUCCCCCUCCUCCCAAUUACCUUAAUCCAGGGCCGGGAUCCCUCGGUGCUGGUGACUUAUCCUCCCCUGCCGGCGUCCGUUCCCAUGUGCAGCCAGAGACGCAUGCGCAUUCAAACCCGCCCGUAGGAAACCCUUACUCUAUGGGGAUCUUAUUUGAAGCUGGACUCCUGAGUACGUUCAGCGUAAAAUAAGUAAGAUUUUCUCAGUGUAAAUUGCAGAAGCACCUCUAGUGGCUGUCAGGGAGAUAGCUGCUAGAGGCUGGACUAACCCUGCAGUGUUUUCCACUGCACGGUUAAAACUAGGGGGACCUGGCACCCAGGCCACUUAAUUGAGCUGAAAUGGUCUGGGUGCCUGUAGUGGUCCUCUAAAUAACAAAUAGUGCAGGGGUUGCCUUUGUUUGUCUAAUUAGGUAGACGUGUUUAUUUAGUUAUCUAAACUGUUUUAUUAUGCAUACAACAUAGUUUUACAUAUGUUUUUUGUGAUUCACACAUUGUGAACCUCCACAGACAGUGCCAGUUCCAUGCAAUCGUUGCUGGUGACAGCUCGGGAUUGACUCUUCUAGAUGGCAGUAACUCUGCCCUGUGUCAGGUGUAGGAAAAAUACAUGUACAUUUACAAAUUUGUCUCCGUGUAUUUUUCGACUGAGUUGGAAUUUCCCAGAAAUCCCACAAGUCAAUAUGUGUAUUUCAUAAAGAUUUUUACUUUAUGAAAUACUCAUUUUGCAGACGGAAGGUGACCGUGCCCUUUAAAGAUGGAGCUGGUCUCUAAUUGCAUCACCAUCUUUUCUGUGGCAACUUUGUGAUGCAACUUCACUGGAGCCGUACUUGUUUUCAUAGGGAUAUAUAGUAUAAAACAGAGCAGGUAGUUUUUUUCAGUUGCUAUUCUUUGGAUUGAUGGCUAAAAGGUACAUUUAAAUACAUGGUUUGUGCCUAUAUUUAAAAAAAAAAAAAAAAAAACAGUUACCCAACUAUUUGUGUGCUCUAUUGAUGUUGAAGACACUUGGUGAUGCAGUUUAUUAGUCCAAUGUCCACUUGACCAAACUUGUGUGUGUGUAUUUAUAAUUUUCUUUUUAUAUGUAAUUAAAGGACCACCCAGCUUAAUGAGGUGGUCUGGGUGCCUGGUCCAUCUAGGGUUAACCCUUUUUUCUAUAAACAUAUGUUAUGUUAGGGUUAAUCCAGCCUCUAGUGGCCGUCUCUUGACAGCCGCUAGAGGCGCUUGCGUGCUUCUCACUGUGAUUUUCACAGUGAGAAGACACCAGCGUCCCUAGGAAAGCAUUGUAAAUGCUUUCUUAUGAGACUGGUUGAAUGCGCGCGCAGCUCUUGCCGCGCAUGCGCAUUCAGCCACAGAGGAGGAGAGCUCCCCGCCCGGCGCUGGAGAAAGAGGUAAGUUUAACCCGUUCCUCUACAUCCAGCCUGGCGGGAGGGGGACCCUGAGGGUGGGGGCAUCCUCAGGGCACUAUAGUGCCAGGAAAACGAGUAUGUUUUCCUGGCACUAAAGUGGUACUUUAAGUUGUCUUUUCACAAAUUUCUAUCGUUAUGUCACUUAUAUUGCAUCCAUGCUUUAAAUUAAAACUUUACAAAUCAUUUUUCUAUUGCUGUGUAACUUCAGAAAAUAGUUUUGGGGUUAUUUUUUUCCUUACUGAUUGUUUUUCAGCAGGCUCACCUCCUUCCCAACUGAUCCAUCCUUUGGGCAUCAUCCUUCUCUUAGGUCUAGCUCAGUUGGGGAAGCAUUUAAUUACUUCCCUGCGCCUAGCACAGCCUUGAUGACUGAUGCAGGGCCUGAGAACACCCCAAAGUCUUCUCUUGCAGACAGACUUUUGUAUAUAGUUUGUGCCUGCAGUGUUUCUGCCAGAAAGUAGGGGGUGUUGAUUUUAGUGCUCUUUUAUAGAGAAAUUUGGCUAGCACAACAUGUAGUUAAAGGGACACUAUAGUCACCUGAACAACUUUAGCUUAAUGAAGAAGUUUUGGUGUAUAGAACAUGCCCUUGCAGCCUUACUGCUCAAUCCUCUGCCAUUUAGGGUUAAAUCCCUUUGUUUAUGAACCCUAGUCACACCUCCCUGCAUGUGACUUGUACAGCCUUCCAUAAACACUUCCUGUAAAGAGAGCCCUAUUUAGGCUUUCUUUAUUGCAAGUUCUGUUUAAUUAAGAUUUUCUUAUCCCCUGCUAUGUUAAUAGCUUGCUAGAUCCUGCAAGAGCCUCCUGUAUGUGAUUAAAGUCCAAUUUAGAGAUUGAGAUACAAUUAUUUAAGGUAAAUUACAUCUAUUUGAAAGUGAAACCAGUUUUUUUUUUUCAUGCAGGCUCUGUCAGUCAUAGCUGGGGAGGGCUAGGGCUGCAUAAACAGAAACAAAGUGAUUUAACUCCUAAAUGACAGUGAAUUGAGCAGUGAAAUUGCAGGGGAAUGAUCUAUACACUAAAACUGCUUUAUUUAGCUAAAGUAAUUUAGGUGACUAUAGUGUUCCUUUAAAAUCAGAAAAGGAAUUCAUUGCUGCUUAGUAAAAAGUGGUACGACAGACACACUUUACAGAGGAACUGUCAUUUCUCUGGUAGGAACAGUUCCUGAGUCCCAGUAAAACAUUGUUAACUGGGGUGAAUAAAGUAGAUGCGAAAGUGUAUUUAAAAAGAUACUUCUGAAUUGGGGUGACUUUGCCACUCUAUGAUGCUUGGGGUACACUCAUAAGCGCUAGGACCUCUAAAAGAAAUUCAGUUUGUGUGCUCAAUUUAUUUUAUAUAGCGGUGCAAUACACCUGUGAGCCACCCCAACAGGGCAAGGUUAACUAAUAUACUUAAAUUGGGGUUCUUUGUAAACUAUAAAAUAAGCAAUAGCUAACUUAGCUGUGCUAAAAUGGUGAAUUGACUGUUCCUCUGUAAAAUAGAUUCUUAAUUUAAAACUCUCUAAGCACCAUAACCACGACAGCCCACUAGCGGAUGUGGGCUCUUGGUGGGACCCAGUGUUGUAUGACUAUGGUGGUGCUGCUUGUAUUGAAGUUGGUGUAAAAUUUAUCACAUAAACUGUAGGUGGUACUGAUCAUUUACACCUGAGAACAAUGAUUUGAAAAUACCUGUUGGAUUAUCCUUUGUUUCUCAGAGCACCAUAACAAUCUUUGGAAUUAAGUUAUGAUGCCUGGAGAUCCCUGGCACCAGUUAACCAUCUGGGGCUAAACUUGUAUUGAACUGUUUAACACCAAAGUGUUGAAUCCAGCACUCUUUCUAGUUCUGCGCAUAUCCUUCUGAAUUCACAAAAAAAGAAAUGAACAUAUAUUUUCUUAGCUACUUAUGGGCAGAGUGUCAGCAGUGCUUCUUUCCAAAGAUUGUAGAUUCAAAACUCAGACAGAAGUAGAAGGUGGGCAGAGCUAAAUGGUACUGGAUUCAACACUUUAUUAAAGGACACAUUGUUUGCUAACAGUUUAACCCCUGAUGGUUAGGUGGUACCCGGGAUCUCCUGUCACUAUAACUUCAGUCUGAUAAAGUUAUGGUGCCCGGGGGGUUAUUUUUAAAUGAAGAAAAAAGUUACUGAUGAUUUGAUCUACAUAAGGAGAACACUUUCUAACAUUGUUCCUUUAAGGAGGGGGGGGCAAUAUCUUCAGGUGGCUAUAUUCCAUAAAUGUGCAAUCUGAAAACCAUAAUGGCUUCAUCACAGUGAAGUGGUUAUGGUAUAAUUAGGUCUAAGCAUUGUCUUACAUAAACAAAUUUAACCGUUACUGUCUUUUGCAUUUACUAUUCUUUUGUGUUGCUUUACUUGAUCAGUUGGGUGAAUGAGGGGAUACAUUGCUUAAAAGAAGGUACUUGAGUUGGUUUGUGUCUGCACUUGCAUCCUUUUACAUUCAUUAUCUGAGUGAGAGAAUUGGAGUACAGAUAGGAAAUAUUCUGUGUUGUGGUUAGAAUGCUAUCACAUGCAGAACUACAAGGGAUGGUGUGGAUAUCUGAUUAAAAAUCUUGAUGAUUGCAACAAGCAUGAUUGUGCUCGCUCAGAUAUACUUUGUUUUUUAAGGGGACUUAAUAAUUAUUUUCAUUACAGUUCCCUGUUUAGUGAGUAAACAAAUACAUGGUCUUUGUCCAGACAAAAUGCUCCAAGCGCCAUCACUACUUUAAAGGACAACUAUAGGCACCCAGACCACUUCAGCUCAAUCAAGUGGUCUGGGUGCCAGGUCCAUAUAGGGUUAACCCUGCAGCUGUAAACAGCAGUUUCAGAGAAACUGUUUACACUGGGUUAAUCCAGCCUCUAGUGGCUGUCUCACUGACCCCGAAUCACCGCUAUCGCGGGGUUAAUGGUGCGUCUGCCUCUGUAUUAGAGGCAGACCGGGAGCACCCGAUAGUGCUGCCAGAGCGAGCACAUGUGCUUAGUAUACUUACCUUCCGCCUCCCUGCACUUCCUGGUUCUGUGUGAAGUGCAGGGAGCCAGAACAGUGCUGAUCCUGCCCCCUGAAAAAAAGAAAAAAUAGUUUAAAAUCCCACCCCACCUUACUCAUUUUAAUUAAAAAUUAACCCCUUCCCUGCCAAUUGAUCACUGACUACAGUGAUCAAUUGGCAGGGAUUACAUUUUACGGUCAUUUUAUUUUAACCCCUGAGGGUUAAAUUUUUUUAUUUUUUUUUUAACCCUCAGGUUAAAAUUAGAUAUUUAGCUAGCUGUGGUGGGUGGCAGUUAGUGGGGAAUUGGGGGAUUUGGUGUUAGGCUAACUAGGGGUUAACGUUAAGUCUUAAAAUAAACUUUAAAAAGUUAAAACUUAAGCUUAAAAAAACACUCCCCUUUACUCAGUCCAAAUAAAAAUUAAUCCCUUCCCUGCCAGUCGAUCACUGCCUACAAUGAUCAAAAUACAGUUAACCGUAUUAUACUGUGAUCUAAUUUAUUUUUUAACCCCUGAGGAUUAACUUUUUUAUUUUUUAACCCUCAGGGGUUCAAUUUAUUUAAUUAAUUUAAAUAUUUUAUAAUUAUAUAUUUUGUUAGCUGGGGUGGGUGGGAGUUAUGGGAAAAUGGGGAAUUUACUGUUAGUGCUGCUUACUGCUAGUUAGGGGUUAACGGUAAAAAAAAGCUUAGAAAAAUGUUAAAUCUGUAUAAAAAAAAGUUUUAGGAAAGUUAAAAAAAAUUAAUAAGCAAAACAAAAGUUUAAAAACUAGUUUUUAAAAGUAAAAAAGUUUAAAAAAAAAAAAACAUUUUAAAAACGCUCAUUACCACUACACCUGGAACAAACUAGAGAAAAAAAUUAUCCAACGCUAAGGUUCAAAAUAUGCCUUUUGAAUUACCUUUUGUAUUCUUUAAUAAAUAGUAUGUGUUUGUGGGGAAGUUUCAAUAACCAACAAUCUAAACUACUCCAAAUUGGAAUAUGGAUACAGCGUAAAACUUCAAAGUUAGAAAAAAAAAAACUGGCUGCGUCUCAAAUGCGCCCCUUCAACAUCCACAUAUACCUGGCAAAGGUACAUACGGGGGUAUUGCUGUACUCGGGCAACAUAUGAAGUAUUAUACAGUCGUAGCACACAUAAGGUUUGCAAAAUAUACUGUGCAAACUCACUUUGUGUGUCAAAAAGGCAGAAAAACGCUUAUUACCACUACACUUGGUACAAGCUAGCGGAAAAAUUAUCCCACACUAAGGUUCAAAAUAUACCUUUUGAAAUACCCUGGGGUGUCUACUUUAAGAAAUGGUAGGCCUUUGUGGGGUAGUUUGAAUUUAAGCCCUGCUAAGAUGCUUGGAAAUUGCACAUAGGCCCGGCGUCAAAAAUCAAAGUUCGGUAAAAACGGAUAUGGAUUGGUCUCCUAUAUGGCACUGUAGCUUCACAAAAUAGUGCCAAAGACAUUCAUUGGGGGUGUCUUUUUACUCAGAAGACUCGAGCAUAAUCUGGGGGGGUUGAACUUAGUGGCACAUGUGAAAUAUACAAAAUGCCCAGCAAAAAUGCAAUCCAUAUGUAAAAAAACGCACAAAAUUCUUUCACAUACUUUGGCAUAUAUUGGUGAAAAAAUGGGGGCAUGUUAAGGCACAAUAUGCACCUUAUGAGAUACCCUGGAGUGUCUACUUUUACAAAUGGUAGGCCUUUGUGGGCUUUUUUGAACAGUCAAACUGUUAUAAUACCCCAAAUGGAAGCAUAGGUUCAUUAAAUCCGUCUCUCAAAAUUCUCCUGUGAAUACUGAAAAGAACAGGCCUGUAACUUCACGAAAUAGUGCCAAAGACAUACAAUGGGGUGUCAUUUUACUCAGCAGAUGUAACUGAACACAAAAUAAAACUUUGUACAGGAAUAGCACACACCAACUUUACAAAAUACACAUGAGAAUUUCUUUGUUACAAGUUUGUGUGCCAAAAAACUAAAAAUUAAGCUUACAAGACAAACAUGCCAAAUUCUAAAAUCGCUCCACAUUGUUUACAUUGUUUAUUUUACUCCUUGUGCUUUGUGACCUGUAACUACCAAAAAAAAAAAAAAAUCCCAGACACAUUAUAUAUUCUGUAAAUCAGAAUAACUAAAUUAAUUUAUUUUUUAUUACUUUCCUUAACCUGCACUAAUUAUGCACACAUUAUUGCAAAAACUGUAAAAAACAUACAUUUUCAUAUUUUUUUUGCAUUUUUCUGUAUUUUUUUAUAAGUGUGUGUGUGUGUGUGUGUGUGUAUGUAUAUAUAUAUAUAUAUAUAUAUAUAUAUAUAUAUAUAUAUAAUAUGUAUAUUAUAUGUGUGUGUGUGUCUUUCAUCAAAUUAAAGCCCUUUCUGUCCUUUAAAAAACGAUCUAUAAUAUGUGUCGGUGCAAUAAAUUAGUAAAAUGCAAAUUGCGGUUGAAUGCAAACAGCAAAAAAUGCUAUUGUCAUUAAGUGAAAGACAAGCUUCUGAAGCUCUGUCCUUAAGGGGUUAAAAGCCAUCACAAAAAACAAAUUUGCACACAAGUAUUUAUGUGAAGUAGACAUUUCAGGUCAUUUACAUAAGGGUAUUUUGACAUUUUUUACAUAAACAUUCUACUGCCAAUCUCUGCUAAAUAUUGUAUGAAAAUUGUUUUUUUUUUUUGUUUGUUUUUUUUUCCCUACAUAAGUGACCAAGCUAUUUCAGUUUCCAUGGUUGGAUUUGAUGGACCUGUGUCUCAUUUUGGGUCAUUAUAGCAGUUUGACUGUUCACAUAAACCCCAAAGGCCUUCUAGUUAAGAAAACAAACUCCAGUUUGCUUUAUUUAGCGUAUAUUGUAUAUAAACUUGCAGCCAUUUUUUUCACCAAUUUAUCUCAAACAAAGUUAUUUCUUUCCAUACUUACAUUUUUGUUGGAUAUUUUGUACAUUUGAUAUGUGCCACUGUGAUAAAAUCCCCCAAAUUGUGCUCAGUUACAUCUUCUGAGUAAAACAAUAUGUCCAAUGUAUGACCUAGACCAGGGGUAGGCAACCUACGGAACGAGUGCCAUGCACAGCACUCAAGGUGUAUUUCUACGGUACUCAAGGCUGUUAGAGCCAAACGGGCUCUGUCCUAUCAGGAGUCUCAGUGACACUUCAGAUAUCUGCUAAUACGAAAAGGUGGUGAAGAACAAUCCUCAAUUUAUGUAUUGCAGCAUGUAGAGAAAGUAAUAAUAGAUCACUUCUUCCCAGCACUUGUGAAUGGGAAUCCACACUGGAGUAAAGCAGCCCGCAGCGGUUGUUGCAGCUCCUGUCCUUGACCUGUACCUGACCAGCAUGGUCCACGCUGGACCCCAGGGAAGCCACCCACACUGCUAGGUAAACACAGAAAUGCAGAAUAACCCUCCCCUCAUACAAAUACAAACCGCCCACACACAAUCCGCACAAACUCAACACCACUAACAAUCCACAUACAUGCACACAACCCCACAUUGCAGCCUCUCACAUACAAUACCCCAAACAGCCCCUCACAUACACACUACCAAAUACACAAUGUGACAAAUCCAUCCAUUCACACACAAUUCCACAAGUAGCCCCCAUACAAAGCCCACAUUCCUAGGUAUCUUACACGAUACCACAAACGACUCAUGAACAUAUACAAUAUAACAGCCCACAUACGCACAAAUACAAAGCAAUUACAGUAUAAAUAACACAAGCAGAAUACGGUAACAUACACACCUCAAUUUAAAAAAAUAGGACCGGGACAUCAGAAUCCUAUUUCGGCACAGUGCUGCUAAAAGGUUGCCUAUUCCUGACCUAGACACUAUUUUGUGCUGUAAAAGAGAUGACCACUUCAUAUUUAAAGCGGCACUGUCAUGGUCAAAAGGUUUUGUGGUUUUUUUUUUGUUUCUUUUUUAACCCCCCCUUGUGACUACACCACAUCUAACUGACAGGUGGAAGCUGUUGCGUAUGGGUAAGCGUGCAUCUAGUGGGGCUAGUUGUUGACUGUCAGGAAUAGUGAUAUUGUGGUUAGAUGGCUGAUCUAGUUAACUUGGAAAUCCUUAAGGGUGAGAAUGUAAAGGUCGAUGUGUAUGACAAGGUCGGAGUUGACUUCAUAUGGUGUACCAUUGUGAUUUCUCUGGGCCCCUGAGAAACCUGUGGAAGGCAAUGUAAAUAGUUACUUGGUAACAGUGUUAUCUUUACUAUCGAGUGGUUUGGUAUCCGAUACAUCGCAUAGGCUCCUGAACAUAUGUUCGGUUAUUCGUAGUCUAAUUGAUGAAAGAGAAUGUCCUGUUUGUGAUGCCUUAGGAGGUUGUUGUAAUGGAAUAUGAGGAAAGAAAUGGAGUAGGAUUGGGAAAAGUAAUGAGGUAGUGAUGUAGUGUUCUUGAAAGGUAAGAAUUAAUAAUGCUAUGUGUUAUUUGUAAAUGGUAGAAAGGCCAAAAGGUCAUCAUGGUCUUGUAGGGAUUACCUGCGAAGGGACGCUCAAACUUAACAUACUAAAAACUGUAACUUCCUGACGUAAGGUUUUUGGCAUGCAUAGAACGAAUGUAAUAGAAUAGUUACUGUGCGAGUAACAUAAAUCCGUAACCAGUCAGGGUUUUGUCGGCUGUAUGUUGAUGGUGGGUGCAAGUAGAACAUUGUUGAAGUUGAGAUCGGGAUAGCCUGACUGCUGUUAAUUUAUGUCUCCGUCCCCACCCAUUCCCCCCACUUGACCAGCGUCUGAACCUAAAGGUUGGUUCUUUAUCCUCGUACCGGGGUUUGAAACAUAUCGUAUUUGAACCUAUCUUGUUAACCAACAUGGUCUCUAUGAGAGAGACCUGAAAAGUACACCCUACAGAGAUUGGACAAACAGAUUACUAUGAAGCGUGCGUAGAUAAUAGGAAAAGUGGAAGGAAGGAUGUAACUCCACUUACCCUUAGUAAUAUAAAGGUGCGCGUAUAUAAUGGAAAGGCCUGACUUUGACCUAUGAGUAAUAAAUGUAAAUCUGAUAAUCUAUAGCGUACGAGAUUACAAUAGCCAGUGACGAUUAGGGAGAACAAGGGAGGUACUUCUAUACAAACAUAACAGCCAACUUGAGAGAAGUCGAUUCCCCUUAGACAGAAAACAUAGAGAAAGAGCGUAAAUCAUCAUGAAAGCAUAACUUGAUUGAAAUGGUAGAAUAUAUACCUAGGGUGGACCAUGCGUGGGUCAAGUAUAAAGGGCCAAGCCUCUUGACGUCCCGAAAAUAAGGGGUUGUUGCAUACCCGAUAGGUGACAUCUAAAGGUCCGAAUUGAAAUACUGUAUAAAAGCAGGAGGAGUACAUUAUACAAUGAAAAACUGGACAAUGCCGAACAAGUGCGCCAUACAGGCCCAUGGUAAAAUUGUUGUAAACAUAUGCAUGACAAACCAACAAAUACGUUGCAAACAAUUUAGGGGUAAAUAAAGUGGUCGACUGGGGUAAUACUGUUGAAAAAGGAAGAUUGGUAUAAGUGACUAGAAUUAACCAGGUGACAUACAUUUAACAGCAUAUAAUAUGAAAAUAGACCAUACAGCAUUAUGUCAUAAAUAAAAUUCUAAUAAUGUUUAAACUGUAGAUUGUAUGUGAAUUGUGAACCUGCAACAAGACCCUAUUUGUUGGCAGGUAAUUGCCCAACACAUAGACCCGUGUUGGCCUAAUAUGAAUUUGGGAUAGUACGGAGACGGAUAGGGGAGUAGUGCUGUUGGGGAGAAAAGAAAUUUAAGUAAUUAAAACAAAGUAAACGAGAACAUAUGGUGAAAGUGUUUGUGGAACGUAAAACGUGUACAGACAAUUUUGGCAGUAUUGUCCACAAGCUAAAAAAAAAAGUAUUGGACGUAAACCAAUACCAACAACCCUUACGUAACGACUAAAUCUAAAGCAAAAUCACAUUUUGCAGGAAAAAACCCUAUGUAGAAUUGGCGUUAAAUGUGUAAGGUGAACAUAUAUGCCAGUUAAAAUAAUUGUCGUUUAACAGAGUGUGUGUGUGUGUGUGUGUAUAUGUGUGUAUGUAUGUAUAUAUUCUAUCCAAGUUUGAGCCUGAUGUAACUUUAAUCCAGUUGGUUGUGACACUUAACCAAAUAGGGGACUAAUUAGAAUUGCGUAUAAGUCAAAAUGGCUAAGAGAGGACCUAAUACUGUAUGUGGAAAGAGGUAUCUCUGUGAUGCUAUGAAUGACUGAAAUAGGCUGAUUCCUAUAGUGAGUUAACUGAAUUACUAGCGUGAGCCGCUCUAGAGCAUGACCAGCUUGUUCCGGGUAUAUGCAACCUUUUCAGCCGUGGUCGGAAAGAUGGUGCCUCCAUGACUUUAAGCUCAAAGCCAAAUUUAAGCAAGGUCCAGACCUCAGGGCCUUUGAGAGUGGCGGGGACAGGGGAUUCUACAGGGUACCUGGGAUGACAGCGUUUUAGUGUCUGAUAGAGAGAGAACGUCACCUGGAACUAUUUCUUGCAGCAUCCUGUAAGGAAACUAAUGAGUUAACCAUGCAAAACUUUGAUGUAAAUUAAUAAUAUCCCUUAUGUAGAGCUGACUCGCUAACUAGUGCAGAGAGGCGAAGAAAUGGAUUUAAACCCAGUGACUGGUGAGGCCCUACUACUUGCUUAUGCGAGCGGCUCUACCUAAUGAUUUGGACCAUGUGGGUUCGUAGCUUCAAUGCGUUGUAGCGAGGUGUUGGCCUCUCAGUGACUGUAAAAGAAUAAAUACGUGUGGCCGUGACGUGAGGCCCUGGCUAUAACCCUGCAGAAGAUUAUCCGAAGCACUAACUAAGUUGGGCAAAACCUCCGUAUUGAGGUCGGGAGUUGACCUCGUGGGACCGGUAUGUUUUAUUUUAUUUUUUAGACUUAGGACAGUUUCUAUCCCUAAAAGCCAGUUCUUACCCUAGGCGGGACUUGUCUCUUUGUGAAUGAGUGUGAACGUAAACAUACAUGCGUGAACAAACUUGAUAGAAUCAGAGAGAGGAGGACUGGAAAAAGGCACAUGAUGAAACUGCCGAUUGUGAUGUGAACCGGAAAAUAGAAGGGAAAUAAAAUGACUAACAGAAGGGGGAAAAUGUGCCCUUUAUGUGCAGAACAUGUUUGAUUGGUAGCCCAAAGCAUGCAUUUAAUUCUCAUUUUUUCAUUGGGGUAUAUCUAAACUCAGAUUACAAAAGUAAAAAAAUAAAAAAAAUUAAAAAAACUCAUGUAGGCUUUCCAAGACCUUCCAUUCUAACCCACACUUUGUGUGGCUGUUCCAUCACAGACUUCCCAAUGCAGUUCAAUGAGCACACUAGGCAAGGCAGGUGCUCUGAGCAAUUGCUGCCUCUUGGGCUUUGCUCCACUGAGGAAAUAAUAGCCAGGGGGUAUAACCAGAUUAAUUUGUAAAUGUGCCUAUUUCUGUUGAUAUCUGCUCCUUUUUGUAAGAAGAAAAAAAGAGGGGGGCAGACACCUAUUUGGCACCUAAACCAUUUCUCCACGCUAAAGAGACAUGUCAGAUCCCUUAAAUCACUUCAAAGAUUACAUGGUCAUAACUACCCAUAAUUUUUAAAUAACUACUCUUAUUUAUGUAAAAUUAUUAAUUUAGUUUUAAUUUCAAAUGUUAAAGAAACUGAUAAUUUUAUCUUAACUUUUUUUUUUUUCUCCUAUUUUUAGGUCAAUUCCUUGAUUUGCAGAAUAAAGUGAAGAAAUGUUCUACGCACAUUUUGUUCUCAGCAAGCGAGGGCCGCUAGCCAAAAUUUGGCUAGCGGCCCACUGGGACAAGAAGCUGACCAAAGCUCAUGUGUUUGAAUGCAACCUGGAAAGCAGUGUGGAGAGUAUUAUUUCACCAAAGGUAUGUCUGGUUUCAUUUUUUUGUUUGUUUAUUAUUCUCAUGUUUAUUAUGAUCUGCUUGUUUUACCUCUCUAUCUUAAUUGCAUUAUAUAUUUUGUGUGGCACAAACAUUUGGCAUUUGUCUUUUUAUAAGUUGAAAUACUGCAAGCUUGUUAGUUGCUGUUUCUUCUUACUCGGUGUUUGGUGUUCAUGCAUUCUUAGAUAUUUGCAUGAUACACCUAAGGCAUCCUAAUUAAAGUAUACCUUGAUGCUUUAGCUGUAAUAACAUGGUCUGUCAAUUAUAGGUAAAGAUGGCGCUUCGAACCUCCGGACAUCUUCUCCUGGGUGUUGUAAGAAUCUACCACAGGAAAGCAAAGUAUCUCCUUGCCGACUGUAAUGAAGCUUUCAUCAAAAUUAAGAUGGCUUUUCGCCCUGGUGAGCACACCUUUAAAUGUAUUUUUUUAAGGAUUUUAUGUGGGUUAUUUUGUAAGUGUACGUUUUUCAUAGUUAUUGCUAGUGAUCUACGGAAAGCAGCAAUCUGUUAAAUAUAAUUUUUAACCUCUUUCUGUAGGGCUAUAUAAUCCUUUACUAAAUGUUAAAAAGGAUUGUUCCAUAUGAAUUUAGGGCAUAGUUGGACAUUAGCAGAAGUUACAUGUUCCUUGUAUUAGACUUUUUAGUCAUAUAAAACACAUUUCAUUUUUGUUAAAUAGUCUUUGCAAAAGCUCAAAGUUUUAAUUAAUUCACAUUUAGUCUUCUUCUAAAUCCUAAUUCUUUGGAAGCUCACGUCCACUGUUCACGGUGAAUUAAAUUUGCAAGCUUGCACAUUAUGGGCAAUUGACUAGAGAUUUACACGUAAGCUGGUUUCUCAUUUCAGUGAUGGGAAUAAUGAGAAUUUAUUCUCUGGAUGGUAGAUGCCUACUAUUACCCAGUUUGUUUGACAAUGGAACAUAGGUUUGUUCUUGCCUCCACUGUUUAUACCAGGACUGUAGACACUUUACUUUGUGGGGGGGGGAAAGGCUUUUCCCAGAACUUCUUUAGUUAAUACCAUGCAUUUAACAGUAGUUAAAAUAUCUGGACUGGACUUGACGUGACUACCUGUGUGGGAAUAACUUUUCUCAUCCAUAAUAUAUUUUAUUUUCAUUCUUAGAAAGUUUAGCUUCUCAUUAUUGAAAUCUGGUGUUUUGCAAAUACAGUUCCAUCAUUCUAUGAGUAUUACAUGGGUGUUAACCCUUGACUUAAUAAUUUUUUAGGUGUUGUGGAUUUACCGGAGGAAAAUAGAGAAGCUGCUUACAACGCCAUUACACUUCCAGAGGAGUUCCAUGACUUUGACCAGCCUCUGCCAGAUCUAGAGUAAGCAAAGAGCUACUUUUACUCGGUUUUGUUUUGCUCAUACUUACAUGAUUGGCAUUGUUUAUUUUGAGAUUGCAAAACUUAUUUAGUUUUUCUUUUGAGACCCAUAAAAGCAGUGUGUUUAACUGUUUUACAUGUAUCUAUUAAAAGAUUUAGCUGUGAGUAGAAUAUUUGCAGCUAAUAUGCUGAAUCUGAUAGGGACCUAAAAAGCUAAUACUCGGUUAUUUAAAGGGCCAGUCUUCUGCCCAAAUAAAUAAAAAAAAAAUCACUGUUUGGCAAAUACACCCCCAAUGAAAACAUGCAUGCAUUUAAUUAUGCAUUUUUUCAUUGUUGGUAUAUUUAAAAACUGCUUGCAAAAUUACUUGUCUGAAGCCUUUGCAAGCCCAUACUUUCUGUGCCUGUCCAGUCAGACUUCCCAAUGCAGAUCAAUGAAGUCUUGCAAGGCACAUGCUCUGGGCAAGUGCUACUUCCUGGUAGUUUAGCUCAGUUGAGCCAAACUCAGGAUGCAACAUGACCUGUUGUCUGACAGCCCAAGGGGGUGUGACGAGGUUAAUCUAUACAUUUGCAAUUUCUACUGACAUCUGUGCUUUUUGUAAAAAGAGGACACGCUCUUCUUGCAUAAAGCUAAAGUGCUUUAGAUGUUUGGAGUGAUCCAUUAAAUUAAAAUCAAUACCUUUUUGGGGUUCUUUGAAAAUGCAUAGAAAAAGGUCUCUCAGCCAAUGAAUGGUCAGCUGGAUCAGCAUCGGGAUCUGCAGAAGCUGGAUGCAGGUCACAGCUAACCGUAGAGGAGGAGAUAUGGUGCUCGGCAAGUCCAGAGAAGAGUAAAAAAACUUGCAAAAUGGUUAGCCCUAUUACUAGGAAACAUGCCAGUGUACUCGUGGUGUCAUAACCACUACAGCAAGCUGUGUAUGUUUGUAAUAAACUGGUGCAUUUCUGAGAAAGUUUAGUGUGGUGUGUAAAACAAUAUAAGGCUGUGUGCUUGGAAGAGUCAGUGAGAAAAUUUAGGUGUAUAUGCACAAACCACAGGUGCUUUGAGGGUCAGGUUUGUGGUACAGAUGUACUGGGGGGCUGUGUCAAGUGGCGUUCUGAAAUGUUCCACUUUUAGUUCCUUAAAUUCAGACUUUUUAUAAAUAACCUCCAUAGUAGUGGAAAGGGGGGUAGCAUUUGUGAAGGGGAUUCUUGCCAUAAUUCUACAGUAUUUAAUAUUGAAUCACUGAGAAUACUAUUUUUUUUUUUUUUUAAAGAACAUGGUCCUCUACAAAUAUUCGUUUUUGUGAAAUUUUCAGUGUCAUUUUUGCAUGUUAGCUGAAAUAUUCUAUAGCUGUGCUGAUUGUAUCAGUGCCAGUUGUUGAACAAAUAUAUGCCUGUAUGGUAUACUUUGCCUACUAGAUAAGCAAGCAGUUUUCUUUCUCCAUAUCCAGUGGGCAAACUUCAAAUAAACCUAAUCUUGUUCAAAGAAACCAUUGCAAACCUUUUCCUUGAUUCACUGCUGUCAGAUCACCCAUUCUACAGCUUGUUAGUGUAUUGUUCUUUGAAAUGUUUACACCUUAUUGCAGUUUGAAAGGUUCCUGUAAGUUGCUUCUAGUGUGCUCUGAACAAGUGGCAUAAAUAUAACGAGCACUGCAAAACUGCAUUGAAGGUAAAAAUAACAUUGUAUCUAACAUGCAACACUUUUUUUUUUUUUUUUUUUUUCUUGUUACAAGUGAUAUUGAUGUGGCUCAGCAGUUCAGUCUGAAUCAGAGCAGAGUAGAGGAGAUCACAAUGAGGGAAGAAGUUGGUAACAUCAACAUCCUUCAGGAUAACGACUUUGGUUGGUAUUGGUUUUUAUAUAAAUGUGUACCUAAUUUGGUGUGUUUUAUGAAGUCUGUUUAAGGAUAUUUGUAUAUUUCCAAUCUAAUUCAGGGUAGAUAUGCAGAUUGUGCCAAACAUGCGCUGUGAAUGGCAUAUAUAUUUUAUUUAUUUUUUUAUUUUACAAAGCAGUGUUGGAUAAUUUUGCAAAAAGAAAAGUUCAAAAUGAAACAUCAUAGGAUAACACUUUGUUUCAUUUUUUUUAAUAGUUUAAGUAAAUUAUUUAGCAUUGAAGCCCGUGUGGACAUCAGCUCAAGACAAAUGUACCUUUGCUUGCCUCUCCCCUCCUCUGUCUAAUGCAAACUUGAAAACUCUAAACACAGUUUUGCUUGUGGAUCACUAGUUUUCACAUAUAUGCCCCAGAGGGCUAUGAUGGUCCUAAAUGUCAUCUAAUUUUUCCUAUUGUCUUGACUGUAUCCCAUUUAGCUCUUAACUGAAGUUCUAAUGAAUAUCUGCCUUCCUGACAGAAUAGUAUUGGUGUUUUAUCCAGGUCGAGCGCUGCAGUCUGACACCCUGCUCUUGUUAAGACCACCCUGCUUAAUGAAGUGGUCUGGGUGCCUGGUCCAGCUAAGGUUAACCCAUUUUUUCAUAAACAUAGCAGUUUCAGAGAAACUGCUAUGUUUAUGAAUGGGUUAAGCCUUCCCCUAUUUCCUCUAGCGGCUGUCUCGUUGACAGCUGCUAGAGGCACUUGCGUGAUUCUCGCUGUGAUUUUCACAGUGAGAGCAUGCCAGCGUCCAUAGGAAAGCAUUAUGAAUGCUUUCCUAUGUGACCGGCUGAAUGCGCGCGCAGCUCUUGCCGCGUGUGCGCAUUCAGCCGCAUGGGAGGAGAAUCGGAGGAGGAGAGCUCUCCGCCCAGCGCUGGAAAAAGGUAAGUUUUAACCCCUUUCCAGAGCCGGACGGGAGGGUGUCCCUGAGGGUGGGGGCACCCUCAGGGCACUAUAGUGCCAGGAAAACGAGUAUGUUUUCCCGGCACUAUAGUGGUCCUUUAAGGAUCCACAGGCUUCACAUAUAACGUAGAGCUCUGCUCCAUAAUUUGAUUACAAAGAACUGUUUUCUAUUGUGUAUAACUUGUUCGAAUUAAAUCUAUUCGUGUUUUUCUUUGAUUGUAUUUGAAUUAUCUGUGGUUACAGGUGAUUUUGGAAUGGAUGAUCGUGAGAUGAUGCGAGAGGACAGCGCAUUUGAGGAUGAUAUGUUGGUGAGCACAAGCACUUCAAACCUCUUGUUAGAGCCGGAGCAAGGCACCAGUCAACUAAAUGAGAAGACUAACCACCUGGAAUACGAUGACCAGUACAAAGAUGACAAUUUUGGCGAAGUGACCGAUGGUGGAAUUUUAGGUAUUUAGGAAUCUAUUGCUUACAAGGACUGUUCUGUGUAAUUCUGGUACAUGUUAUAUAUUGGUGAUGUAUUACAACUUUCUGAACAACCAGAAAAUGCUACAAGCAAGUAAACUGCAAACUUAGAAUGCAUGCUAUAAAUUGGUAAUCUUGUAGCAAAUCUUAGAUUGUGUGUAGGGGAACAUUUAAAAAAAAAAAAGUUUGGAGGGCACAUAUGUACGGCUGACCUGAUUUUAGAAGAAAGGUAUAAACAUUUAUGUACAAACUGCCUUGCCAUUUCUCCCUACAUCAUAUACACACAGCAUUUUUUGUAAUGAAGUAUGGUCACACACACCGUGGCCCUGAAAAAAUCAUAUUUUAUAAAGAUAGAAUAUUUAUUACAUACUCAUGUUGACUGUAUUGGAAUUUCACUGGAAUUACAACCCAGUCAAGAGAUAUACUGAGACAGAGGGGACUACUUUGUCGCUAUAUAUUUUGUGCGCCUCACACUUCUAAACACUGGGCGAAGCUAUGCUGUCUAGAAGAGUCAUUGGUGCUGAAGCAGACCUGCCAAAGGAAGAUGGCCACGCCUGCAAUAGUUUCAGGUAAGUAAAAAUACACACCACCCACCUCAGCGGCCAUGUUACCAUUUGGAGGUAUUCGUGAAUUUUUCAAAUCCUCAAUUUGACAGUGCUGCUUUAAAUUAAGGCAUGUAUUUGACUUGCUGGUAUGUGAACCCAGGAGUAUAGUGUAUGCGUUUGCACAUAGGAUCACUGUAUGAGUACACCUUUCAACUCUGUUACUAACCCACUACUUGUUCCCAGCCUACCAGGGCACAUAGGAAGUGAACUCUCUUGAUAUCUAUGCUAAACAUUUGAAUUGUUAAGCAUUUGUUUACGCAAUACAGAGUAAUUCAACAUAUUGACUGCAGUGCUUCAGAAUAAUAAGUUGCAUAAAUUAGUGAAUGUCUCUAAAAUUGCAGACACCAUAGAUUGUCUGUCAUGGUUUGACAUUUAAAUCUUCUAUUGUCAUAUCUUGAAUAGUAGUGGUUAUGGUAAUGGCAGAGACCUUAAUUACAAUUUGUCCUUAGUCUUAAAAUACUGUUCGUUUGAAAUAUUUACUAUGUGCAUAUUCUUUUUCUCGCAGAUGACAAACUUUUGAGCAAUGACGGUGGAGGCAUCUUUGAUGAUCCACCUGCUAUUCCUGAAGAGGGUGUUGCUAUGCCCGAGCAGCCUGCCCACGAUGAUGACUUGGAUGAUGAUGAUGAUAAUGUUUCUAGUGGCUAUAUUCCCUGUAAGCAAGUAUAACAAAAUGUGUCGUGUGUCUACCAAAGCCAGCUGUAUUCAGUUUUUGGAUACAUUUGUAAGUGUUGAGCUUGUUGAUGGUGCAUUCUUUUAUAUUUUUUGCCUGAGUGAUAUUAUUUUUUACAGUGGGAGGACCAGAUAGCCCAGAUUCUGUAGACCCAGUGGAACCCCUGCCAACUAUGACAGACCAGACUACAUUGGUUCCUAAUGAAGAGGAAGCAUUUGCCUUGGAACCAAUUGACAUCACAGGUAACUUUUUAUUUCUCUUAACAAAAACAUACAUUUAUAAUUCACAUUUAUAUUUCACACUAUAUUGAAUUUUUUUUAAUUUUAUUGUAUCCAUUUAGAUACAUUUUGAUUUAACAUCUGGCUCUUCAGCUUUUAUGUAGUGCGUUCUUAUGCACAUAAGACAAGAUAUAAUUGCUCUGCGCCUUGGUGUGGCAAUAGUAGCUUAGAAAGGGGGAUUCAGCCUUGGAUUACAGUGUUUAUAAUUUCUUUACCUUGUGGAGCCCCAUGUUGCUACAUCCAGCAACAUAUAUGGUAUUACAAUUUUCAAAUAAAGCGUUGGAGGCAGUCUGGGCACCAAGUUACUUCCUAAUGUUGUGUUUUUGGUGUUUAGAUGCUGACUUUUUAAUCGGCAGUGUUUAUAUUUGUCACUGCAGGCCAUUCGUUUAAGACUGACUGACCACCUGGCACCACGAAUGGGUGCCUUAGCUAAUCGCUGCUUCCUAGUAUCCUGGAGUACUAUAAGCAUCGCACCGGACACCAUAAGCACCGAAGCCCCUUAGCUGCUGUAGCUUGGCUGGGGCUCUCGCUGUCCUCCACCCACCCUGGACCCAAGCCCAGGAUCCAGCUUCCAGUGUGUGGACCUCUCCUACUCCAGAGAGUAUAGCUGUGUAGCCCUUACAAGGGAUAGUGAUUAUAGCCAGUAUAGCAAUCUGAAGCUGGUAUAGCUGUUCCCUACAAUCAUGAGAUGAGGCUGCGUGUUGAGGGUGAAAUGAACUGACUUUAUUGGGACCACACUUGGCCUUUGACAGUCCCCAUGCAAGGGGCACUCCCCCCUGGACUGGAGAGUAAUCCACAAUAGAAACAAAUACACAAUCACAAACUAGGUCAAUUCCAUCCUUUGUACCUAGGAGAUAAUUGAGUCAAGUACUCUAUUAACUCUGUUAUCUCCAGACACAAAAACACCCAUUUUUAUAAAACCCCCACAGUUACAUCACAUGGUAACCCCGAUCUGGGUGAACAACAUAUCCAGGAAUUUCCUGGUAGUCAUAGUUUUGGCUAACCGCAUGCAUGGUCCCAUGCCCAAAUUAGUUCCAUAGAAUCACAAGUAAAGUGCCACUGGGGGACCGACCGGGAACCGCAAAGUUUUCAUGCUGAAAAUAGUUCCAGGGCAUUUGCGGUUAAGUCCCCGGGAAGUCUAUUCGCUGUUUUGGUCCAUGCGAACGGCUGCCAGUGAGCUAGCGUUCAGUUCUAUGGAAACUGCCAAACCAGGGGGAAUAAAAUAUGGGUCAUUAGUCGCUGACCUGACCCAUAGUCUUUUGGCAGGAGGCUGGCAAGCAGGCCCUUCCAAAAGUCCAUAGCAAAGUUCUGUUCACCACAAAGACCUACAUUGCAUUUGGUUUCAAAUCAUAAUGCCAAACACCAGUCUAUAAGAAACCUCUGAUUUGAAGAGUUUUGCAAUUGCCACACAUGUGCCGAAGUCAGCAGUGCUUCUCUAUGUGAAGCAUUGGUUUGGGACAAAUUUAAUCCUGAUAAUCUCAUCGUGGGAGGAGCUGCUACAGCAAGGAGAUUGUCCCAGUGCUGGAUUACUGAGACAGCUCUUAAAUAACUAAGACUGGACCACACAAACAAUGCCAUGUCAAAUGACCGGUAUAUAUUCUCUGCAAAUUUAGCAUAAUCCAAAUUCACAUCGGCAAAACUUUUAAAAGGAAGAUGUAAAAACAAUACUUUUAUCUUUGACAUUUGUGUUAAACAGAAAAAUCACUUUUCCAUCUCUUCAAUUUUUAGUCAAGGAAACCAAGGCCAAGAGGAAAAGGAAGCUGAUUGUGGAUAGUGUAAAAGAGCUGGACAGCAAAACCAUUCGUGCCCAACUAAGUGACUACUCUGACAUUGUCACCACACUGGACCUUGCUCCACCUACAAAAAAAUUAAUGAUGUGGAAGGAGACUGGUGGUGUUGAAAAGCUCUUUUCCUUGCCUGCUCAGCCAUUGUGGAAUAUCAGGCUACUGAAGGUAUUGGGAUUCAUGUUUCUUUACAAAAUCUAAUCUCACUGCACUUAAACUUUAACAGAGUGAUGGCCAACAUGUAGUCCAAACUGUGUUGCUCUGCUUAAAUCCCCUGGUUUAACAUCAAACAUCUGAUCCACCCCAGCACUCUUACCUAAUUAAUACUAACAAGUUAAAAUUAAAUUGACAUUGAUAAUGCAGAAGUGUUAAUUCCACAUUAUAAAUGCAAUAAAGAUGGGUGGUCACUUGACACAAAAAAAGCCCUCAUAUCAAACCAUUACACAGUCUGAUAUGAAAGGGGUGUCAGUGGACUCUUGGUAAUCUAAACACUCUGAUCUUCAUGGCCUAUAUGAAUGUGCACAGAUUUAAUAGCUGGGUAUUGAGGUGUGCGAUAUAACUGCUAGAGUUGGGUGUUCUAUGUAUUGGGAUGUGCAUAAACAUGUUGGGAGGAUUACAUAUGUUUGUUAGAACUGGUGAAAACUGAUAGGGCAAAAAUCAUGUAACCAAUCGUAAGAUUCACCUCCUUGUUGUGCGUUUCCUUUGUGCUUAGCUUUUCACACGUUGCCUUACACCUCUUGUACCGGAUGAACUUCGAAAGAGGAGGAAAGGUGGUGAAGCUGAUAAUCUGGAUGAGUUCCUUAAAGAAUUUGAGAAUCCUGAAGUUCCAAGAGAGGAGAUAAGACAACAGGAUGUCAUUGGUUAGUAUUUGUUACUGUAAUGUUUUUCUCAACUGUCCUACUCGUUCAUGUAAAAUUGAAGCACAGAGCCCCUAACUCUCCUUGAUUUGGAUAUAUGCAAGUAAUUGUGUUACUGCCUUGUAGACCAGCCUAUUUUGGAAGAAGCUAGUCGUCUUCAGGAGUCUUUGAUGGAGGGAAGUAGAACUCAGCUUGAUGAGUCGGUAAUGCCACCACCACCACCACAGCAGGGAGUGAAACGCGAUUCCCAGCAAAUGGAACCAGAGCCUAUUGUGCCGGUAAGACUUUUCUUUCAAAGAAGUGACUGGCUGUUUUAAACAUUUAUGAGAACGUACCCAAAAGUUAAUUUGGCUUAACCCCUUAAGGACGGAGCCAAAUGUACACGUUGUGAACAAAACAAAAUGUAAACAAAACCUGGCAUUUGCGCUACAUGUUUGUCCAACCGUAAUUCAACUCUUUCAUAGUAAAUGCACCCACCCUUAUUAUAUAUCAUUUUGUUCAGGAGAAACAGGGCUUUCAUUUCAUAUCAAAUAUUUAUAUAUUGAAUAAAAUUUAAACUGUGAGAAAUAUUAAAUUUUUUAAAAAUUUUUUAGUUCCGCCUCACAUUUUAGCUGUAAAUGUCAUAAUACUGUUAGGUUUUACUGCAAAAAAAUGCACAUAUUUGUAAUCAGCGAUGUCUCAAGAGUACAACAGUACACCCCAUUAACAGGUUUUAUGGUGUUUUGGAAAGUUACAGGGUCAAAUAUAGAACAUUCCAUUUUCACAUUGAAAUUUGCUAGAUUAGUAAUGUUACCUUUGAGACGGUGUGGUAGCCCAGGAAUGAGAAUUACCCCCAUAAUGGCAGACCAUUUGAAAAAGUAGACAACCCAAGGUAUUGAACGUGGUCUUUUUUAGUAGCCACUUAGUCACAAACACUGGCCAAAUUUAGCGUUCAUAUGUUUUUUUGUGAAAAAAGCAAAAAAACUAAUAUUUGCCCAGUGUUUGUGACUAAGUGGCUACUAAAAUUGAUUGGACAUACCCCAUUUGCAAUACCUUGGGUUGUCUACUUUUGCAAAUGGUAUGCCAUCAUUGGGGUAAUGCUCAUUCCUGGGUUACCAUACGCUCUCAAGGGCAACAUAACCAAUCUAGCAAAUUUCAAUGUCAACAAAAUGAAAUGCAAGCCUUAUAUGUGACUCUCUAACUUUCCAAAACACCAUAAAACCUGUACAUGGGGGGUACUGUUAUUCUCGGGAGACUUCACUAAACAUAAAUAUUAGUGUUUUAAAACAGUAAAACAUAUUCCAACAAUAAUAGUCCAUAAACAUGACGUUCGUUUGUAAAAAAUGCAAACAACUUCACUUUUACUUAAAAUAUCAUCGUUGUAAUACAAUUUACCAGUUUGAAACACCAAUAUUUGAGUUCAGCGAAGUCUCCCGAGUAAAACAAUGCCCCCUAUGUACAGGUUUUAUGGUGUCUUGGAGAGUUACAGGGUCAAAUAUAGUGCUUGCGAAUUAAAUUCUCUGCACUUUCUCCCUGUGUUGUCAGGCAUGUCAAUCAAAUUUUAAUCAAAUCACCUAAUUAUGUUAAAAGAUUACUUAAAUAUACACGUAGAAUUUUAAUAUAUAUGCAUUUAUAGGUAUUUAAAUUCUACGUGUAUGCUAAUGUAAUUAUGUAUUUAUCUAUAUAUAUUUAUUUGCGGUUAUUUGUAUUUUAUAUAUAGAUAUAUAUAGAAUGUCAUUCUAAGUAUAUUUUGUUACAUAUAUAUUAACAAAAUACAGUUAGAAUGAAAUUACUUAUGAAUAUGUAAUUUAUAUUACAUUUUGUUUCAAUAUUUAAUUUAUUUUUAAUUUAUUAUUGUAAUUAUAUGUAUAUACAUGUAACGUCAUUCUAAGUGUAUUUUAAUAAUAUAUAGUUAUAUUAAUAUUAAAAUACAUUACAUAUGACGUUAUAUGUGUGUGUAUAUAUAUAUAUAUAUAUAUAUAUAUAUAUAUUUUUUUUUUUAUUUUUUAACAUGUUUAUUUUUUUACUACUUCCCACUAGCAGGGGGACUGUCUGACAUUUCAGACAGCCCCCAUGCUGGCAGAUCCACAGCCAGCUGUAGGGGGCCAUGUGAUCGCUCUUUGAGAGCGAUCACAUGGCUGCCUGGGCGGUCUGGCAGCCCUGCAGAAGAGGAUCGCGGCGGAGGUAAGUACCGCCGGUCCUCUGGGGCUCAAAGCCGUUACGGCGUUCUAUGCCGCCAUAACGGCAGAAAGGGGUUAAAGUGGUCAUUUCUCAUUGGGUGUUUGUUUUUGUUUUUUUAAAUAUUAUGAAAAAUGUUUGUUGCGUUGCAUUUUUGUUUAAAUAGUUAAAAAAAUAAAAUAAAAAUAUGCAUGAGACUAUAGACUAAUUUAUCUCAUAUGACAGUCAAUAAAAGAAUUUCCACUUGUCUACUCCUGCACCCAUGACAGCUGAUGGAGUGAAAUGAGUAUGCAGUAGAUGCUUCAUUGUGCAUGCAUGAGAAGAUCUUUCAUAGACCCUGUCUUUUUAUUCUUGCAAAAGGACAAGUCACCUGAGGAGUACUAAAAACCGAAAGGGACACUACUGCUUUUCAUUCAUUCUUGGUGCAAACAAAAGAAUUGGAGUGGCACAUACAUGAACCUGGUGCCUCAAGGGCAAGGCAGCCAACUCCACUGCAUACAAACAGAGGAAUGUUUUGGUACAUGUGAAAUAUGUGGCUAGGAAACUUUACCUACAGUGUUCAGCAACUGCUAUACAGCGUGGGUUAAAUAGGUUUCUAAACAUAUAUUUCCUAAAUGCCUCACUCCUUACUUUGGGAUAAAACAAAUAUUUUUAUAUUUUGUUUGUAAUGACUAGAAUUGAAGCAUUACAUUUCUCACUCUUAAUUUUUGUGCAUCAGGAACCAGAGCCGCAGAUAGAAUUGCCACCAGUGGAGCUUCCUCCAGAGGAGCCACAAAACAUCGGAGAUAUGAUCCCCGACCUCAUACCCGAGAAGGAAAAGGAUAAAGACAAAGAGGAGGAGGAAGAGGAGGAGGUACUGACAUGUCUGCGUUUAAGCUCACAAAUAACUAAUCUUAUCUUUACAUUACAUUUACAGUUGUAAACCCAGCAUUUGGGGGGGCGGUGGGGCUACCCUUUUUAUCCAGUUAUAUAUUUAAUCUGCCUGCUGCUUUGUUGUAUUUUGUAAUUGCUGAUUGAUUUUUACACUUGUUUAUUUUGUAUUCUACUUAUCCAUACUUACUCCACCCCACACAUUAAUAGACUGUCCCCAGUUGUCUUAAGCUGCUGCUUGUCAUUGUCUUAUAUCACAAUAGUACACUGUAAUCUUUCCACCAAGCCAGCUUAAAACAUCUGUGGCUUUUAACAUCUCAAUAAAGAAUCUGCUAUGUAAAAUAUUUUUUCAGAAUGAGACACGAGACCCAUUUACUGUGUACCAGACAAGCAGGUAGUUUAGUACGAGUGCCUGGUGCUCUUGGGACAUUGAGAAAUAUGAAUUAAUUUUCUAGUUCAGUUGUUAUCCCAUGAAUAUUAAUGAGGUCUCGCAGCUGGUUUUCUAACUGCUGUUUUUGUUGCUGCAGGAGGAAGAUGCCACAGGGACUGAGCAGGAUCAGGAGGAGAGACGAUGGAAUAAGAGGACUCAGCAGAUGCUGCACGGGCUCCAGGUACUGUCGUUUUUAGCUUUUGUUGCUCAUUUUCCUAUUCAUAAGCAGUACAACCAGUUCCCUAAUGCACACUUCAUGCAACAGUGUGACUUGUACAUUAUUGUCCUUUAUAUUGCACUUUUCAUGUAAAAAUUGCGCAUUAAAUUGAAUAAUAAUUAACGUUGUCUUGCAAGUUUCAGUGUAUCGUUUAGCCAGCAACUUUUUGACUCUAGACAAGUCUGUUAAACCUCGCUUGACAAAGACUUGCCAAGAAUGACUUCCCUUUGCCAUAAUUACAAUGUAACUUUAUAGAAUUUUUAAAGUCUCAGCUGGGUCUUGAUCUACAGCUCUCUCUCCCUGCUGGUGCUUUGCACAAUUUGAUAUCCUGCAGUACAUGGCUUACCUGUCUUUUAUCUCGUAAUGCGUCAUGUUACCAGGAUUUUUGUGGCUUUGUUUUUUGUAUGCAUGUUUUUCCCUCUGCUCCGUAAAGAAGGAACGUAAAUGAUGCUUUGGCAGUAUGUGAUUACGUUCUUGCUUUAAAAUUACCUAUUAAUGCUUUGCCAUUUCUAAUGCCGCAACUUUUUUGUUUUGCAGAGAGUUUUGGCUAAAACUGGUGCCGAAUCAAUUAGUCUGCUAGAACUGUGCAGGAAUACAAACCGCAAACAAGCUGCAGCAAAGUUUUACAGUUUCCUUGUCCUUAAAAAGCAGCAAGCUAUCGAGCUGACUCAAGAGGAGCCUUACAGUGACAUCGUAGCCACUCCAGGACCAAGAUUUCAUGUUGUGUAACUUGAUACUCUUGAGCACAUUACAUCUGAAUAUCCCCAUGAACCUUUUAUAUAUGCUGGAGCCAGGUGCAUAGCAUGGCAGAGCACUGUAGUAAAAGCUUCUCCAACACCCUAUGGUUAAAACCAUUUGUUGGUGAUAUUGCUAAUGGUCUUAUUUUAAUAUAUGUACAAAGUUUUUUUGUUUUAGUUUUUUCUCUCAAGUGUGACAUCUAUAUUUUUAUGGGAUAUAAAUGUGGUAUGGGUAUAUUUUUAUUUUCUUCCGUCUCCUCCAGAUUUUGCCCAUAGAUGCUUUUUGAGACGAUACUUGGUAACCUUAGGGACAGUUUCGCGCAGUAUUGGUCUUUCUAGAACCAAUGUUCAUGUAACGGAAGUUUUUCACAUCCUGGUUGCACCAGCUGCAGGACAACAGUUUGUAUCCCGUAGGAUCCAGGUUUUCUUUGCUAUUUUCGUAGGGAAAUCUAUUUAGAUGAACAGGUUUUACUUAAUGCCUCCUAAAUAUUUUUCCAGUUGGAUUGCAUUGUUUUAUACUGUGUACAUUUUAAUGUGCUUUAUUUUUAUUUUUUUUAAUUGCAAAGUAACACUUUUGAAAAGUAGUUUUAAAUCUUUAAAUAUACAUCCACUGUUCCAGGAAACUCUAUUGGGCAAGUGGAAUCCAUAGUAAAGAUUACUUCUCAAAACACAUUUCAGAAGUUCUAUGCCAGUGCUUUAAAAAAAAAAAAAAGUAACUAUAAAGUGAAGUUUUAAUUUACUUAUUUUUUAUGUAAAGUUUCUUUAUGAAACCCUCCCAGCAUUUUUUUUUCUCUUUGCUGUUUUCUAGAUCUCUGUAUAUCUGUUACAAUCAUUUCCUGCAAUUUUUGUCUCAUUAAAAGCUUCUAUAAGCAAAGCAUAAGGGCCAAAAUCUAAAGUCUUUGAGGUUAGUUUGGCAAUGUUAUAUCACUUUCCCCCUCAAGAAUCCUCAUGCUCCCUUGGUGGAAGUUCUGUUGUGUUCGUGCGUGAACCUUUUACAUUGUUUAACCUUCCCUUCAAGCUUUUUUCAUACUCUUAUUUGCUAGCAUACUCUGCCUCGGUAUCCACUGCAUUGGAGAGUUCGGGGGUUUCCUAGAUAAUAGCACAGAUUGCCGAAAAAUGUGUUGUCUCGUGUUCACAAUACCUCACGUCCUGAAGCUAUGUCUUUGUAAGUCUGCUGUAUGCUCUGAGAACUUCAGAUCAGCAAACACACUGCUUCUUGCACACCGCUUGUUGGUAAAGGAUGAUUUAAUUUUUUGCAGCAGUGUAUGAAACUCAGUAUUUGUAAACCGCUGAUUUGUUUCAUUGGCUCGUUUUUUAUAACCUGAUAGAAAGGGACAUUUACAAUGCUGAGAACAUUUAAAGGUAUAGCUUGUAUGAGUGUCACCCAUCUUUGUUUUUGGGAAAACUAAUUGGACAUUAGAUGCAGUAUUUCUUCUCUUUGUAGCUGCAAAUACUAAAAGUAAGCUUUAUUCUUCUAAGAAUUUUAAACCUCAUCAGAAGUGAUAUUUUUCAUUAAACAAAAUGCUGUGGCAUUUCAUUUAAGUCCUGGCAUAUGAUUUUUACAAACUGCACAAACUGAAUCUCUUGUUUAGCACUCAAAUAAGCAUGGCUGUAAAAUGCAUGCCUGCAGUCGCAAGUGUUGUGUGUCUUUAAUACAUGGGUGAGCCCAGCUAAAUAAAAUGGCUGUGCUGUAAGUUAAUUCAAUUUAACUCUUCAAUCUCCCCUAAAAGAACAGUGACCGUGUAAGCAACAGAUUUGUUUAGUUUUGUGAAAGCAUUUCUUUAUAAUGUUUCACGUUGUUAGCCAUAUGUGGUGGGCGCAAACCAAAUAUCUGCAAUACUGUUCACAUGUUAUGAAGGUCAUCUCCUAUGAAGACUAUUUAAAAACAAUUGUUCCCCUCACUGAUGUUCAUCAUGUUGUAAAUCUUCAUCAGUGCCUUUAAAAGAAUUAGCAGAAUACACUUUUCUGAAACAAUAGUGUUGUGAAAAGCUGCGCAUCUCUUUUGUUAUGCUUUGCCAAUAUUUACUUUAGUACACACACUGUCAGUAACAAGAGAAAAAAAUCUGUCUCAGGGUUAAAUCUAUUUUACAUUUUCCAAAACUGCUCAUUGACAUCAGUUUUAAAAAAUGUAGCGAACUCCAACCCAGUUCUUGUUACUUUUCCUCUGCUUAGAGAGCAACAGCUGUUAUUUCUUUCAUAAAAAAGUAAGCCUGCAUUUAGCUGAUAUAGAAAGCAAAUUUUGUAACACUAUUGUGAUCUUAUCAAACAUGGUGCUAGAAUGUGAUCACGGAAUACGGUCUUGUGUUCUAGAAUAGUGGCCACCGUCCUGUAGUGCUUGUUCUGUUCUCUUAAGAUUUUUAUGAUUAUUGUCCCCAGAAAUUUUAAUCAUGGAUGGAACAUUUUAAAUAACUUGGCAAAAAUAUUUAUUUUUAUGAACCAUGUAUUUUGUAACAUGGGCUUUGAAAAAUUGGUACAAUGUAAGUUUUUUUUUGUUCGCCAUUUUGUUCCGGCUUAUCGCACUUUGGUAGAUGUUUGCGUUACAUAAUGGUUUGAAUCCUUCUCUCCAGCCAACAAUUACAAUGCAUUAGAUUAUUUAAAGGAACACUAUAGUGUUAGGAUUGCAAACAUAUUCCUAACUAUAUUGUGGAGUACCUAUUUAGGUCCCCCCACCAGUAGGAAGUUACUGUGGCAGCCGAUCUAUUUCAAUCCAGUGCUUUCCCAUAGGAAAGCAUUGGGAAGCUAUUGCUCAUGAACAACAAAACACAGUGCUGCGCCAAAACCAUAUUGUUUUAUAGAGAUGCAUUAGAUCAAUGCAUCUCUAUGAGGAACGUUCAGCAUCUCCAUGUACAGCUUGCAACUGGCCAGUAAUGUAAAAGACUGCCUUUUCAUUGCAGAGCCUGCAGGGACAUUUUAAAGACACAAGAACUACUACAAUAAGCUGUAGUGGUUAUUGUGACUGUAGUGUCCCUUUAACAUACUGUUAUUUUGGAUUUCUGAUACUGCACGCUUCUGUUCUUAAACCCUAAAAUUUUUACUUUUCAUAUACACAUCUUCCCACUCACUAGUCUAAUGAUGGCACUUUCAUGAACCAUGUACAGUGAAUUUUUUUUUUUCUCAAUGCUAUUACAGUGUAGUUCACUAGACAGAAUAACCUAUUGCAUGAUUUUAAAGUGGCUGAAAAAGAACUGUGGUUUUGCUCUUUAUCCUGAUGACGAUCAUUCUCUUGUUUUAUUCUGAGACUUGUUUAAUCCAGUAAAACAAACUACUUGGUUAUUAUGCCAAACAUUUUAUUUAUCGUUCCAAUUGUGGAUACAAAAAAGAAAAAUUGUUUUUAAUCCUGAAAAUGUAAAAAAAAAAAUAUGAAUAAAAGCUUUACUUCUGCCAUUCUAUUUUCUAUUUGUGCCUGGAAAACCAGUGUCCCCUUUGUAUAAAGAGAUAUUGUAGAUAACUUUGGAUGUUUUAAUUAUAGAAAUUAAUCUGUUUCUUGUUACACAUUUUAGCCAGUUUUCAUUGCUUCUAAAGAAUAAUUGUUGAUGAAAAUAGUUGAUGCUAUUAUGUAUAACUUUUUUUUUUUUCUAAUAAAAGCCUUGAUAACCUAUAAUUCAUGUGACCUCUUUCUUUACUCUAAAGCAUUACUAGUAUGCAGGGUGUCUGCUAGGUGUGUGUUUACCUUAUUGAUGCAGUGAGUUGCAUCAGGCGAGGCUGUUUUGACAGGUUUCACAUUAUCCAUUUUGAUGUUAGCUUUAAUGUAAACUUUGAAAAGAAUUUCUUAAUUUACAA
Pelobates cultripes (western spadefoot toad) is the source of this 35225-nucleotide messenger RNA. Lineage: Eukaryota; Metazoa; Chordata; Amphibia; Anura; Pelobatidae. The record is from the annotation of a GenBank genome assembly.